CCACCACUGUCCAUAUCCUAGUCGUGGUGGUAAAUACACUAUUCCUAUAGAGAAAGUUUGUGACGGUGUAGCCCAGUGUACCAAUUCUGAUGACGAGUCCUUCUGUGUCAAGCCAUGCCCACAAAAAUGCACGUGUACUGGUUUAAUUAUCAGCUUCAUCUCUACUCCACUCAAUACUUUACGUUCUCCUUUUACGAAAAUCUCCUUUUUCAUUAACAAGAUCGAUCCACCUUUAAAACUUUAUGUCAACUUUUCAGACUAUUCAUAUCUUGCAAUAAGAGGCAUGAAUGCAACACCAGAUAAUUUCACCAGAGGUUUAUAUAAUAUACAAAAUUUGGUGUUAACGGAAAACAAUAUAUCGUUUGUGACUAGUGAUAUGUUCACUGACAUGUCAGGUCUACGGUCAUUAAGUUUAUCAUCUAAUAGGAUCACGCAUUUAAAUGGUAAUAUAUUUAAUGAACUGUCUGCUCUUAGGCGUCUAUCUCUACAUAAAAAUCGGAUGAAAAUGCUUCAAGCUGAUGUCUUUACCGGACUAUCCACACUUACGCAUCUGAAUCUAGGUAACAACCAGAUACAAAUCCUUCCAGCCGAUGUCUUUACCGGACUAUCUAAACUUACGCAUCUGAAUCUAGGUCACAACCAGAUACAAAUCCUUCCAGCCGAUGUCUUUACCGGACUAUCCACACUUACGCAUCUGAAUCUAGGUCACAACCAGAUACAAAUCCUUCCAGCUGGUGUCUUUAUUAUAUUAUCUACACUGACACAUCUGUAUCUACAUAACAAUCAGAUUAAAGUCCUUCCAACAGCUAUAUUUAAUGAACUCACCGCUCUUACGUAUCUGUAUCUAGAUAAAAAUCGGAUAGAAAUCCUUCCAGCCAAUGUGUUUACUGGACUUUCUAAGCUUACACAUCUGUUUUUAAAUAACAAUCAGAUAAACAUUCUUCCGGAUGAUACCUUUACUGGACUAUAUAAACUUUACCAACUAUCUCUAGUAAACAAUCAGAUACAAACUCUUCCAAAUUAUAUCUUUACUGGACAAUCUACACUUAAAGAUCUGUCUCUAGGUAACAAUCAUAUAAAGAGCCUUCCGACUGAUGUCUUUAUGGGACUACAUACACUAUACUAUCUUUCUCUAAGUCACAAUCAGAUAGAAAUCCUUCCAGGUGAUAUUUUCAGUGGUUUAUCUGUGCUUAGCUCGAUCUUACUAAACAACAAUACCCUAUCCAUUAUACCUGUUUUACCUUCCUCUGUUAGAUUGCUUGAUAUAUCGUUCAAUAGCUUCACGAUGUUACCUGCUGGAAUAUUUUCCAAUUGUAGUCAAUUAAACCUUUUAAACAUCAUAGGUAACAAAAUAGAUAUACAGGAACACGUUUGA
Molecule: messenger RNA, 1375 nt
Organism: Pecten maximus
Lineage: Eukaryota; Metazoa; Mollusca; Bivalvia; Pectinida; Pectinidae
Product: platelet glycoprotein V-like
Exons: 1
Coding region: 284-1375 (363 amino acids)
Cellular component (GO): extracellular matrix
Molecular function (GO): protein binding
Source: RefSeq, a predicted model, not a curated record